Lactuca virosa is the source of this 231-nucleotide messenger RNA. NCBI's taxonomy places the organism in Eukaryota, Viridiplantae, Streptophyta, Magnoliopsida, Asterales, Asteraceae. The record is from the annotation of a GenBank genome assembly.
AUGGACGGUAAGGUAGAAGGCGAGGGAUUGGGUGGGUGUGGGGGGGGGGGGAGACAACUAGAGUUGCAGGUUUCAUGGCAAUGGAAACCUUCAUACACAACAUCGCCGAUCGUUGCGGUGGGACGCCACCACCCACCACCGGCUUCUGUUAACCUGGGGAUUCGAACUCAUACCAUCACCAUUUCUCUCUCUUUGUCUCCAUAUAUCAGUGUGGGUUUUGCUUUCAAGUAA